Molecule: messenger RNA, 1850 nt
Organism: Corythoichthys intestinalis (scribbled pipefish)
Lineage: Eukaryota; Metazoa; Chordata; Actinopteri; Syngnathiformes; Syngnathidae
Exons: 2
Coding region: 118-597 (159 amino acids)
Source: RefSeq, a predicted model, not a curated record
CUCUUGUGUCUGGGAAAGGAACAGUUUUAGGGGGGAAAACAAGUGAGGAGCCAAGGAACAGGUCUGACCUUAGUUACAGGAGCUGGUCCAGAGAAACGUGGGGCUGCUAACAGCAAGAUGAACACCAGUCAUCUGGGAACCAACUUGACCAUCCCCUCCACCACGGACGACAUUGUGCUCAAUGUGUCAACCGCCGCAACGGCCCCCACCACUCCCUCCUAUUCUUUAGACACCCAUGACCCAGAAUUCACCAUUAUGGUAGUGAUUGGCUUAUCAGUGCUGCUGGCAGGGUUGGCAAUCUUCCUGGCAUUUUGUCGCCGCUCCGAACAAGACGAGGGUUGCGAGGCGAGCUGUGGAGAGACUCUGAAACACGGGAGAAGCCAGUCGAGUGAACCGCAGCUAAAAGUGUGGAAGAGGCUGGGCUCUUACCGGCGCUCGUACAAUCUAUCUUUUAGAAGACCACCUCAUCGCAGGCCACACCAGCAUAGGAACGCACGCGCUUCCGAUUCUCCGGGCACAAGGACUGCGCAGCCGGGGGUCAGCACGGAGCCCCACCUUACUAUGCCUUGCCUGUGUGACUAUGUUACUGAGAUUUAGCUGGACAAUAAACCAAGGACUGACAGCGAAACUUAAACUGCAAGACAUGAGAAAACUACCAAGGCGAGUUUUGCUUUCCAAGGUCGUCCCCGGGUUACGACGUACUCGACUUAUGUGAUUUUCACUUUACGACGUCGGAGUCUCGUCCGCCAUUUUUUCUCCAGUAGGUUUUUUUUUUUUUUUUUUUUUAAAUCUCAUGAACAGUACCUUAUUGUGCCUCACAGUGUCUUGUUUUUAUUUUACUUUAUUAAUAUGACAUGUUCUGUCCUCACUAAAUGUGAAAAUUUUCAGCUUUACAGACAUCAACAAGGCAAUUUUGCUUUUUGAGGCUUUUUAGUUCCUUCACUUUUGACAAUUUUUAAAGCUGUAACGCAAAUAUGUACACUUAUGUUCAAAAUGACAAGCAUUUUAACAAUGAAACACUUGACAGAAAAAAAAAAAAUGCUGUUCAAACUAGAGCUGAAACGAAUACUCGAGCAACUCGAGUUUAAAAACCGAUCCGAGUAAUUUUAUUCACCUCGAGUAUUCGUUUAUUUUGACAGCUCUAGCCAUCACGUUUUGCUCGGACUACUUUUAAUGCGGGACAACGCGCUGAUGUUACGUGCGUAGAGGACGAAGCAAAAAAACAACAACAACAAAACUUACUGCAGCAGACAGCCGCUACACACGACGCCGACGUUGCUAAAUACUUGCCCGCACAAUGCUAGUUGGUAGCAGGUAGCGUCUGAUGCGUCUCAUAGAGAUCACAUGUAUGUUGAACUAGAUGCGAAAUGACAGACUCGGCCGCGUCUGGGCAGCGUUAGUAAACCGCCGCCAUCUUAAAGGAGUAGAGCGCUAAGCGCUAAUAAAGAGCGCUAAGCGCUAAUAAAUAGGAUUAACGUUACUGUCACAAGCACACGUAACGUUAGCCCUGCGGAGGGCUAGGUUUCUAUUAAUUAUGACCACUGUCGAUGCGUGGCUAACGUGUCUUACAUACAGGCUUUAACAUAGCGUUGUGGAGUGAUGAGGGUGUAAAAUAAAAAUUCAAUAAUGCUAACUGUCAAUUUUAGCUCAGUAGUCAUUGCUGGAUAAAACACCAAGUAGCACUGGUCCCUAAUGUGCUCCAAUACAGCCUGUAUCAUACAUUUAUUUUGAACACUGCAAAAACUCAAAAUCCUAUCAGGACUUACAGUUUAGACUAACUUAAAACUUAACUAGAACUUAAAAAUGGCUUGACACAAAUAGAAACUCAAUUGAAACACGUAGGAAAAAAA